CGCAAACGAGCAAAAAAAAAUACGAAAAAAAGAUGCAGCCGUUAAUACUGCGUGGAACCGCAGCUAGCAGAGCAGCAGCAGCAACAGGCGCAGCAGUGGCAAUUGGAACAGCAGCAACAGCAACGAAAUUAACAACAACGAGUAGCAGUAAAUGUAACAACAACUUAACACUAACUAUAAUGCGCCCAGCAACAAAAACAAACUCCAAAUUUCACAAACGUCGACGAAAGCGGCAGCGGGGCGAGCAGUGCAACAGCAACAGCAACAGCAACAUCAACAGCAACAGCAGCAGCACAGCAACAGCAACAACAACAAUCCGUAGAAGAUUUAGCAUCCCAUAUCUAAGCAGAACUGGCGCCUAUCUGACGCUUCUACUGCUAACUACAACAUGUUCCUUGUGCGCUGUUGCCGCUGCAUCCACAGCCUCCGCCUCCACCUCCGCCUCUGGUGCUGCCGCUGCUGCUGCCGCACUCACCUCUGUCACGAACAGCGGCAGCGUUGGCGGCUUUGUGCCGCCCAGCUCGCCCUGUGCACCACAGCAUUGGUGGGAUCAGGUGCAGGACAAGUGCAUGCCCUGCACCAGCUGCCAGGACGAGAUGAUACCGCUGCGACCCUGCCAGCUGCACAUCGACACCGUUUGCCGCUCCAUCUACGAGCUGAAGAUCGACUGGGUUGUGCUGGCCAAGACGGAGCCCAACUGGAAGGAGCGCCGAAAGUCAUCGGAAUAUGAGCAUUUCGAUCAGCCAACGCCGCUGCAGCACUUGACCCACGAGCAGCUGCAACAGCUGCAUGAGGAGGCAGCCGCUGCACUGCCCCUCGACUGGCAGACGGGCGCCCUCUUCAUAGCGGUGCUCGCCUGCCUUCUAUUCUUCUCGGUCGCCGCCUGCAUACUCAUCCAUCAUAUGCGCCAAUGGCGCCGCAUGGAGCGCCGACUGGACCAAGAUGUGGAAGAGUUGUCCACGAAGCUAAUGGCCAAGCUGGCCGAGGUGCAGAGCCUGGACGGUGGCACCUUCUUCAUAGGCAAUGCAGAUGCCUUGCGCGGACUGCCCGCCUCGGCAAUGACGGCCGCCUCGGCGGCAGCGUCCGCUGCGCAGUCGAGCCUCUUUCAGCCGCAACAUGUGCUGCUGCCUGUGGAAAAGCACGCAAAGCAUCAGGAGCGUAGGAUUCUGAAGACCCUGCAGCCGGGCAACGUGUAUAUCGAGGAGAAUCAAGGACUCGGCGCUGGCGUCUUGGCCAACUCGAAGGGCUGAAGGACAGCCUGCUGGUGUAACUACUUAAGUGUACGUUAAAGUCUAGCAACACUGUAACAGCAGCGGCAGGAACAACUUUGUAUAAAGUCAGCGCUGAGGGAGCUCGAGAACUUGCAAAAUUGGAUUACGACUAAAUAUAUAUAUAUAUCUAUUGUAUAUAUAUAUAUAUAUCUUUUUUUUGCCUAAUAUUUAAUUUAAUGUGUUAAUGUUGACUUGUUUGUAAUGCAAAGGCACAGCAAUUAAUUAAUAUAAUUAAUUAUUAAUUAUUAAUGAGAGCAUUCAGUCGAAGCUUCAAUUAAUUCUAAAUACAAAAUUCAAAUCUGUUUUGUUUGUGUAUAUAUAUAUAUAUAUCAGAGAGAGAGAGGG
Messenger RNA from Drosophila hydei, 1616 nucleotides. RefSeq names its product tumor necrosis factor receptor superfamily member wengen (gene wgn). Gene Ontology annotation, molecular function: protein binding. Bases 33 to 1250 code for a protein of 405 amino acids. The record is from RefSeq and is a predicted model, not a curated record. NCBI's taxonomy places the organism in Eukaryota, Metazoa, Arthropoda, Insecta, Diptera, Drosophilidae. The transcript has 5 exons.